Spirometra erinaceieuropaei is the source of this 369-nucleotide messenger RNA. The record is from the annotation of a GenBank genome assembly. NCBI's taxonomy places the organism in Eukaryota, Metazoa, Platyhelminthes, Cestoda, Diphyllobothriidea, Diphyllobothriidae.
AUGGGCCUAUUUGGCCACAUGCGCAUCCACGAGAGCGGCCUUGACCGCACUCCCGACACACCCACCACAUCCACCGUGCACACCCCCAACUUCGCCUCGUCCAUCUGCGCCACCACCACCACCACCGCCUACUUUGUCGCUGACACUGACACCGCCGAAUUCUUAUGCCCACACUGUCCACGCACAAUCACCUCACGCAUCGGCCUGGUCGGUCACUUGCGAAUCCAUCCCACAGAGACUGGUGAACCAGUGCCCGGAGCACCAACCUAUACCCACCAAGCUCGUCUCAACUGCCCACACUGCCCUCGCACCUUCAGGCAUCGCAUGGGCCUAUUCGGCCACAUGCGCAUCCACGACGACCUGCGGUAG